AUGCCAAAGAGGAUCGAAAGGAGAGCAUGCAGUGAAGAUAACCGCCGUUGCCAAUUUGAUCCACCAAAAGAAGUUACUGGCGAAAUUACUUUUCAAAGACAGGUCAAUUGCUCUGUGAUAAUCGUUGGCCAACUCAAUUUUCAUCCAGAUGAAAUGAAUUUACCAAUUGAAUUGACGAGAAGCAAUUACGAUAUCCAUCUUACCUUAACCGGGGAUACCGAAACUCCUACAGAUCCUUCCGCAGAUGAUCUGGAAGAUAGGAUCAUACUUAGAAUGCCACCAGCACCACCAACUCAAAUUAACGAGAGCUUUAGAUUCACUUUAGACGAUUUUAAGGUCGAUUUUAAUCAGCUCACAAAUUACCAUUGUGUACUGGCAUACGACGAUUGGAGUCGUUUUACAGGAAUUCGAGGAAGCGAGGAU
Messenger RNA from Ambispora gerdemannii, 423 nucleotides. Lineage: Eukaryota; Fungi; Glomeromycota; Glomeromycetes; Archaeosporales; Ambisporaceae. The record is from the annotation of a GenBank genome assembly.